This is a messenger RNA of Trachymyrmex septentrionalis, 550 nucleotides long. RefSeq lists its product as uncharacterized. NCBI's taxonomy places the organism in Eukaryota, Metazoa, Arthropoda, Insecta, Hymenoptera, Formicidae. Bases 97 to 405 code for a protein of 102 amino acids. The transcript has 4 exons. The record is from RefSeq and is a predicted model, not a curated record.
GUAAACGUCACUUCGUUGCAAAGUACUGCAAAUCUUUAGCAUCUGAAAGGUAAAUUAUAAGUGAAUUAUAAUACGGGAAGCAUCAGAGCAUUACAAAUGCUAACUAAUUGCACAAAUAUUAUCUUGUUCAUCGUGGUAACAACUUGCGCAGCUACGCCAAUUCUUUUUAUAAAUCCCGGAACGAUGUUCGCUCAUCCAGCUGUUAUAAUUAAUUCUGAGAUGGAAGAUAAUUUACCUUAUGAAUUACGAAAUAAUUUCUAUAAAAAUCCAAGUAUUGCUGCUGGUCUCGCUAAGGAAUCCUGGUUUAUCGAUAAGGAAAUGCAGGUAAUCGACCGAGAGGCGGACAAAAUCCCAAAGGAAAAGAUUUACAAUGUGCUACAUAACGCUGGACUCAUUCGCAGAUAAUAUUAAGAUAAUGAAAAAUUGUUGGCGAAUUUGAGUGGGAGCACUUGUGUGUACUGGUGUAUAUAAAAGUCGUUAUACCGAUUUAAUCUGACAAUGAAUGUAAAGGUGAAAAACAAACAUUAAAAAUUAGAAAAUACAUCUUUUA